CUGCAGAUUGCCCCUAGGACUUCGCUACGCUGGGCCCUGCUGGCACCAGCAGUGUGCUGGCUUCUUCUUUGAGUCUCAGCAGCUUGGAAGAUGAAUGACAUCAGAAUGAGCUUUCAACUUUCAACCUUGAGGGCGCCAAAGUUCGCUCAAAGUCCUGCCAAUCCAAGCGAACCAAGGCUUAUCGCCGACUGAGGCCUAAAAACCUGACCUUGAACGCUUGAAAGUCCAGAGCAAUACUUUAUUGAGCAUGCAAUCAGAAAGUGUCCAUCUUGUGCCCACUGUUUCCUUCAUCCCCGUUCUUGUUAGCUUUAGUUGAUGGCAGCUUGGCCCUUUGACACCCUCGGCAAGAUGACAAGCUGGGUACGGAGCCCCAGUAGCGAGCCCUCAGAAUUCGGGAUUGGAGACGCGCCUUCACCUGGGAGUAGACACGAACCUGCACAAGAAGAAGCAGGCACAGGAGCUGGAACCAGCAAAAAGCUGUACCCUGAGGUGUUCGGAAGCCCGUCGUCCAGUGAAAGCCCUGGUCAUUUUGCAUCUCUGUCCAGGAACCUCCCGCCAAGCUCCUUUGGGAAGGAGCUAGACAGGGGUUCCGGAAAGCAGGCCGAGGCUCCACGGAGACCGAAGGCAGAUCUGGUGGCGGAUGCAGGACAACAGCAAGGGAAAAGCGCUGGAGGGGUGAAGGUUGACGGCAAUUGGUUCUAUGCACCCUCAGCACCACCGUUUUUGCAUGGGGAGACUUCUCAGGUGGGGGGCCCUUCUGGACAAUCAGAGAACGCUGGUGGUAGUGACCUUGGCACCGGGGGUGGGUUUGUCCAGUGGAGGGAAACGGCUGGGAAGGCCGAAACGACGAGGGCUUUCAAGUUUGAAUCUUCAGGGGGGCGAGGCAGUCAAUACCACUCAAGACCACUCCUUGGGGCUGGAAGUGGAGAGAAGAGCGGGGUGUCUCGCACGCCGGAAGGGCCGGCUACGAGGCGUGAGGAGCAUGAGAAAUUGAGGACGCACUAUCGGGAGGAGUUGGCGAGACGAGAACAAGAGGAGAUGCUGACGGAGCGUCAGAAGCAGCUCAUGCGAAAACGGCCACCUGCGCCAGCCGCCGAGGAAGACGACGAGUCAGAAGAAAAUGCACUGGAUACAUUACUUGAACGGGUGAAGAUCCAGUGGUAUCCCAAGGAAGUUUGGGCCAAACUGCGGUUUGAGGACGACUAUGAGAAUCUGUGGGGCUUCAACUUCGACGUCGUGAACCGGAGCGCUAAGCUGACGCUGCGCAAGGCACGCAAGUCGUGGUGGCGCGCCAGCUACAGCGUACAAGACAUGAACCUGGUCGUCCUUACCAAGAAGCUACCGAUCCCGUUCCUGGGAGCGAAGAUGGGAAAGCACGUGCCGCCAGCGAUGCAGCCGCAUCUUCAGUUCGGCUUCGGGUACGACUUCUCAAAUCACACGAAAGGGUUCCGCUGGGCGCUGACGACUCCGAUGCAAGCGGCUGAGGGGCGGCGAGGCAACAAAGAAAAGUGGAACGUUCUCAACUCACCCCUGGACGUGGGCCUCAAGUGGUCGGCUGACGUCAGCCUGCCCGAGUUGUCAGGAGCCAUGGGAACAGCAGAACCCCGCAUCUCCUCCGACAUCGGAAACUACUUUUUCUCAAUCGACAAGGCCUUCUGCACUUUCACGAAGAGAGUUUGAUCACUGUCCAUAGCAGGAGGAGAAGUAGGUCUGUCUAAGUUACGGCAUCAGCUCGGGUUGACGUGCGGAGCUCUGCACGUGGUCCUCUGCUUUUGCGCAGGACACGAUUCGGACCGCGACGAUGAACAUAGUGACUUUGCAGCGCAACUUGUGUCUCGAAUCCGAUCGAACAUGCAGGCACGCAUAAGGCCUCUUGUAUGGGCCAGCUUUUAUGAUAUUUGAGGGCGAACUAGUGUCCUGUUCAGGAAGAUUCAAAUGUGCCAGGAGGUAUACGCCUCUCAGUGUGUGUUACAACCGUCAAUGUGGCAAGCUCAUUUCGCAAAGGGGCCUCUAGACGAGAUCAUCUCGUGGAAAUUGAGAUGAAAGGAAGUGCCUCUGAAUAUCUAGCGUCUGCAAGUGGAUAACCCGGAG
This is a messenger RNA of Klebsormidium nitens, 2091 nucleotides long. The record is from the annotation of a GenBank genome assembly. NCBI's taxonomy places the organism in Eukaryota, Viridiplantae, Streptophyta, Klebsormidiophyceae, Klebsormidiales, Klebsormidiaceae.